ACGCACACACACUCGACGACCACCGAGACAGCAACACCAUUCCUCCUGUAAGACACUUCCAACAAUCAGAGAUGGCGAUGGACAGCUUAGAAAUGAACGGCGAUGCUGAUCGGAACGGGGAGACGGAGGAGGCAGUGAACGCCACAUCAGUCGCUCCUAUCACUUGUGAAAUGAUUCAAGGCGAAGUCAUGGAUAGAAAGGUUCCACUAAGCGGCCCCAGGAGGCGGCAAACCAGACCCUUAAACAUGAACCACUACGCCAACAAGAAGAGCAUGGCAGAGAGCAUGCUGGACGUGGCUCUGCUGAUGGCCAACGCCUCGCAGCUGAAGGCCGUGCUGGAGGAAGGCCCCGCCUUCUCCUUCUACGUGCCGCUCAUCGUCCUCAUCAGCGUCUCCCUCAUCCUGCAAAUCAUUGUGGGAAUUAUGCUCAUUUUCAUUGUCAAGUGGAACCUGAACGACGAACGCAUGCACUACAAGCUGAACAUCAUGGAGAACGUCGCAACGGCCUUCGUGUUCAUCAUUGUGGUGGUCAACGUCUUCAUCACGGCCUUCGGCGUGCAGCGGCCCAACACCAGCCAGUGACCUCCACCACCGACCUCUACUCGUCGGGAUUGUUGGCGUCACGGGCGGGAUGUUUACUCUGCCUGCAAACAAACUGACAAAUGCACCCGCAGGUGCGCUUGUUCUGGAAUUUGACCUUGCGGGCUCGAGGAGUGCAAACGAGGAUCAAAUGACUCGGACAAGAUCUCCUUUCUCCUCCAACGGUGUUCCGUGUUGUUUUGUUUCUCUUUUGCUGAAGUUGAACCAUUCUCAGGUCACUGUGACACACCAACUGCCUUCUUUAUAGCACACAUCUGUUGUCUUUGCAUAACAUCUUCAAUUUGGAUGUCAGGGGUCUCCAAAGUGCAGCCCAGGGACGACUUCUAGCCGACAGCUUGUUUUUUUAUUGGCCCGCAGCAUAUUCAAAACGCAGUGGAACCCACUUAUGUCCAUAACCUAUAUAAGCCCCUUUCCACCAUGUUAUUAUUGCUAAAAAGUGCCGCUUAAGUCGAUGUCGACAUACAUGGUUGACCACUUUUGACGACGUAAAAUGUGAGACCCAAAUGGGACGAUGAAAAAUUUGUAGCAUUAACUUCAGCAGAAAACAUCACUACUGUCUUGUUACAUGCACAGUGACUUUUCUGUUAGCUUCAAAAUAAUAGCAUGGCAGUAUUAACUCGUGUUCUACCUCAGCAACUAACAAAAUGCACCCGUUUACUUUUUUUUCUUUAGAUUGCACAUACAGUGUAUAUGAAAGCUUAGUCAUUGUAGCAUCUUCGUUAGAUAAGAGUAUAAAAUAUGAUAUGAUGAUGACAAAUAUGGUGUAAAAACAUAAGAAUCAACAUAACAGUCGGCACAAAUGGAGAAAAACCACAUCCAAAAAAUACUUUAUUGUGCAAGGAAUGGCUACUUUUGGUUUCGGGUUCGUGGACAACCACUUAUGUUGACAUGAGACAGCGUGUCCGAGGGGCGUGUGUUCCACUGUAUACAGUUAAACAAGAAAUCUUUAAAAAAUAAAUAAAUAAAUAAAAAGCAAGAGUAGGGAAAAAAAUGCAAAAAGUUGGAAUGUAAGGAGAAAAAGUUUAAAUGUUAAUUUUUUUGAAAUAUAGACAGUAUUUAUCUUCAUAGCAUACAGUAUCUACAUGGGUUGGUUUUAGCUGAAUAUUUUUUUGCUAAAAGUUUAAAAUAUUCAAUACAAAAAUAAUCAUACAUGUAAAAAUUAAAUAUCAAAAUGGCCCUAAAUCUGAUUUUUCAGUAUGUGUUUUCGGUGUAAAAGUAUGGAGAAAUGUAGCACUUGUCCCUUAACAGGACCUCGUGGCUUUUUUAUUGAUAAAAACAACCUUCCUCUAGAAUAUUGUAAAGGAUCUACCAAGACGGAGCUACAUUAUUUUUUCCCUGCUAUGCAACCACUACUGUAUAUUUUAUUUAGUUAAAGCCUUAAUGUGUCUUCCAUUCAAUUACUUGGAUUAUGUACUUACCUUUUUUAUAGCAUUUUUAAGAAUUUUUACUAUAUGAUGUAUGACACACUCUGACAACUGUUUAAAAUUAAAAGUAUGAUGAAAACAUGA
Molecule: messenger RNA, 2107 nt
Organism: Dunckerocampus dactyliophorus (ringed pipefish)
Lineage: Eukaryota; Metazoa; Chordata; Actinopteri; Syngnathiformes; Syngnathidae
Gene: ninj1
Product: ninjurin 1
Exons: 4
Coding region: 72-581 (169 amino acids)
Biological process (GO): cell adhesion; tissue regeneration
Cellular component (GO): membrane
Source: RefSeq, a predicted model, not a curated record